GAAGCGACUUGAGAAAGCCGGAAGUUAAGCAGUGGCUGCCCGCUUGUGUUGACUACGUGGAGGGGGAUGGCGGCGGUGGGGGAUGGAGCCCCGCACGGAGGGGCCUCUUCUGCCAGCUCCGACGAAGAAUCUGCGCCCACUGCAGCUGAGGAGUUGGCUGCCCAGAAGAGGGAGGAGAGGUUGAGGAAGUUCAGAGAGCUCCAUAUGAAAAGGAAUGAAGCUCGCAAGCUAAAUCACCAGGAAGUUGUGGAAGAAGAUAAAAGACUUAAGUUGCCUGCAAACUGGGAAGCAAAAAAGGCUCGACUAGAAUGGGAACUGAAGGUUGAGGAAAAGAAGAAGGAAUGUGCCUCUAAAGGAGAAGAUUACGAGCGGGUGAAGUUGUUAGAAAUCAGUGCUGAGGAUGCAGAAAGAUGGGAAAGGAAAAAGAAGAGAAAAAAUCCAGACCUAGGAUUUUCAGAUUAUGCAGCUGCUCAGUUGCGCCAGUAUCAGAGGUUAACCAAGCAGAUCAAACCUGACAUGGAAAAAUAUGAAAAGCUAAGAGAAGAAAACGGAGAAGAAUUGUAUCCAACAGCAAACAGUCUUCUUCAUGGAACUCAUGUACCAUGUAAAGAAGGGGUUGAUAGAAUGGUUACAGAUCUUGAAAAACAAAUUGAAAAACGUGAAAAAUACAGUCGACGACGUGCUUAUAAUGAUGAUGCAGAUAUUGAUUACAUUAAUGAGAGAAAUGCCAAAUUCAAUAAGAAGGCAGAAAGGUUCUAUGGGAAAUAUACAGCAGAAAUUAAACAGAACUUGGAGAGAGGAACAGCCGUCUAAUCUUUCACAUUCCAAGAGAGGCACAGUUCUACAAUUAAAUUGUUCAGUACAAACUAGGCAUGUUUUGCAGAAAGGCUUAAAAACUGUAUCAACAUGCUAAUUGUGCAAAUAUAAACUUUGCCAUACUUUUAAUAUUAAAUGAAACUUGUGAAAGCUUUUUUUUAAUCCAAUAAUGUGUAUUGCACAAAUGCUUGAAUGACAUUGGGUAUCAUAGCUGUACAUAGCUUGCCCUUCCAACGGUGGCUAGUUUUUGUACAUUUAGCAAACCUCAAAAGGGUUGGUACUCAGAUCAUACCCUGCAGUUACAUAAAUGUAGUUUUUGUUUGUUUGAUUCAGAUUUUGUAAAGUAGUUGUGACUAUUAAACACAGAACUACAUGCC
This is a messenger RNA of Emys orbicularis (European pond turtle), 1193 nucleotides long. It is a transcript of the gene SYF2, whose product is annotated as SYF2 pre-mRNA splicing factor. Bases 67 to 813 code for a protein of 248 amino acids. The record is from RefSeq and is a predicted model, not a curated record. The transcript has 7 exons. Gene Ontology annotation, cellular component: Prp19 complex; catalytic step 2 spliceosome; post-mRNA release spliceosomal complex. Lineage: Eukaryota; Metazoa; Chordata; Testudines; Emydidae.